Oncorhynchus mykiss (rainbow trout) is the source of this 837-nucleotide messenger RNA. Lineage: Eukaryota; Metazoa; Chordata; Actinopteri; Salmoniformes; Salmonidae. The record is from RefSeq and is a predicted model, not a curated record.
AUGGAGCCAAACAACAGAACAACACAUACGGUAACAGAAUUCCUCAUCACAGGAUUGGAUGAAGUACAACACCCAAAGGUGGUGGGACUAGCCAUUUUGUUGGUCCUCUUUCUCAUUCUGAUCGGAAGCAUCACUAACAUUUGUGUCAUAGCAUUCAACAAGCCUCUGCAUACCCCCAUGUACUUUUUUAUUUGCUCGCUGGCAGUGGUAGACAUAGUCUACACCAGCGGCAUUAGUGUUACAAUGCUUAACGUUCUCCUUGGUGAGGAGAGAAGAGUCCCCUAUGCACCCUGCAUGAUACAGUGCUUCUUAUUUCAUUUAGGAACAUUAGUAAGAGCAGCAUGUGUGAAUCCUACAUUUUAUUUCAGUGUAGCUUCUACUGUGGCGACCACCAUAUUAUGGGUUAAUUUAGCCUUGAUAUUCUUCUCAUACAUGAAGAUAGUUUAUGUAGUGAUACGAAUGUCUUCAUCCAAAGACAGGAGGAAAACAUUUAACACCUGUGUCUCCCACAUGAUAGUGGUGGCUUGCUUCUUUAUCCCCAAGGUGUUGUUAAUAUUGGUCACCAGGGUUGGUUUGGUUCUCACGCUCUCUCACAGAAAUGGCCUAAUCAUUGGCUCUACUCUGGGCCCCUCUCUUGUGAACCCACUUGUGUAUUGUCUCAAAACCAAGGAGAUUCGAGGGCGCCUGAAAUAUAUUUUCAAGAGAUCCGAAAUUAGUCCAAACAUGUAAUGGUUAGGGUUACCAAAGACAUUUCUUGUUUCUUGCUUGUUCCAAAAAAAGUGGUUGAGUCAAUAUUGUUUCCUUGUUAUUUCAUCAUCAUUGUAAUCAUGUUGAAUC